Molecule: messenger RNA, 2308 nt
Organism: Cyprinodon variegatus (sheepshead minnow)
Lineage: Eukaryota; Metazoa; Chordata; Actinopteri; Cyprinodontiformes; Cyprinodontidae
Exons: 7
Coding region: 50-2308 (752 amino acids)
Biological process (GO): negative regulation of gene expression
Cellular component (GO): nucleus; cytoplasm
Molecular function (GO): transcription corepressor activity
Source: RefSeq, a predicted model, not a curated record
GACACCAUUUAGUUUUUUCGUUCUAGGUUUCUUUUACCGUAUAUAGAUAAUGGGUAAUAGUAGCACUUACCCUGUUUUCUUUAAGUGCUACAACCUUCACCCAGAUCAGGAGAAGGAAAUAGAAAACUAUUUUCAUACUUGGACAUCAAGUGGCGGAAGCUGUGAAUCACUGAAGAGGGAAUCUAAAUAUGUUUACAGUUUCGCUUUCCGAAACAAAAAAGAUCAGCAAGCAGUCCUGAGAAAAGCAAAGCACACUGUGAAUCUCACAGAUAGCUGCAGCCUCACUUUCACCGUCCAGAACAGUUUAAAAGCAGCCUCCUCACCUUCCAAUGUGACACUGACUGCAAUACAACAGCAUUCAACGCCAUUUUCCAUCUCACCUGCUCCACCAACAGGUGAAAACAGUGAACAAGACAUUAAAGGACUCAUAGCUAAGAUAAUAGUUCUCACUAUGCUGGGGCUUCAGCGUAUCAACCCAGAAGAGACUAGGAAUUUGGUCAAGAGAUAUUGGAAAUCUAAGGCAGAUAACAAUCAUGAGGUUUUGACAUCCCAGCAUAAGAGAUCUAAUAACAAUGAUAAAGCAUGCCAGACCAUGGACCCGGUGGAACACAGACAAUCUGGUAUCAAUGAUUCAGGGUUAAGUCAAAAAAUGCCAUUUAUAAAUAGUAAUAAAGGAGACCCAGCUGUAGCUUAUAACCUUAAAAAUGGACUCCAGAUGAUGGUGUGUUUAGGUGAUAUCACUAGACUGGAUACAGACACCUUGAUGACUAUUCCAGUGGAUGAUUUAGACCAUUCCAAUGGAGCUUCAUUCCUAUCAGAAGCCUUUAGGUCCAAAUCUUUAACCAUGCCCUUUUACAGCUCAGGGCCAUUUGGUGUUCCUCUCAGUAUUUGCACUGAGGCUAUUGUUAAUGCUGUGAGGCAGUACAGCAGUCAGGGAGGGCGAAUGGUGAGCAGGAUCAUUCUGAUAGAUAACAGAAACCAUGUCGUGAAGGGCAUGUUGGAAGUGUGUGACAACCUUUUCCAAGGAAUAAGCCAUGGAUGCCGCUCAUUCAGUAGUGGAAGGUUCCAGAUUGACCCUGCUGAAGAAGACACAGUGAGAACAAGUGAUGAAGGCGUUGCUGAGGUUGCUGGAGAUAGUGUUUAUGUUGAGGUUGUCAUGGGGACUAUUGAGACCCAACAGGUUGAUGCUGUGGUUUCUCCUAUGGUUGGCCAUAAUCCUCUUUCUUCAGGUUUGGGAAGAACUUUGAAUGAAAUAGUUGGACCACAGCUGAUGUCAAGGUUCAGAAACACAGCAGGAAAUGAAUCAGUGCCUGGAGACUCAGUGCUGUUGAAGGGACUGCCCAGACUUCCCUCUGGUGCUGUGUUCUUCCUCAACCUUAUUCCAUGGGAUGAUGAUGACGAUGGAACAGCAGUUCAGGUUCUCAGAUUGGGCAUCAACAGCAUCCUAACAUCCUGUAAGAGGCAAGGGUUUGAAUCGAUUUCACUCCCUGUACUUGGAGUCGGAAUGGCCUUGCGGUUUCCAGAAAGUGUGGUCGCUAAGGUGUUAAGAGAGGAGAUCCAGUCCUUUGAGUGGAGUCAAGAUAGAAGUAAACCACUCUUGGUUCGCAUUGUCCUCCAACCAAAUAUAACAUCUACUCAGUGCCGCAGAAGCAUCGAGCUUCAGUUACAGGAGCUGUUAACCACAUUGGACAAUACAGCGAAGAAAACAAAAGAAGGAUACGGCAAGUGUAUUUCUGUAAAUGCAUGGAUCAAAUUAACAGAUAACAAAGAUAGAUCAGGAUCCAAUGCUUUCUUUGGAUCAUCCCUUGUAGUUUUACAAGUAGCAGAAAAAUCUGUAAACAUAGACGGAAAAGGAGAAGAUGAUGCAAAAGAAAAUGAGGCAACAACAAGUGGACAAGCUCAGAGCGGAGGAACUUCUAAAGGAAGAGAGUUUGGAGGAAUUUGGUACCCAGUGUUGGGAUCUAUAGGUGCAGUUAUAGGGGCAGCAGGAACAUUCAGUUCAGGAGCGGCAGGAAUAGGAGGAGCAGGAAUGAGAGCAACAGGUGGAGGAGGCACAGGUGAAGGAGUACAGGUGGAUCAACGGGUGGAGGAGGCUCAGGUGGAGCAACAGGUGGAGGAUGCGGCUCAGGUGGAGCAACACGUGGGGGAGGCACAACUGGAGCAACAGGUAGGGGAGGCACAGGUGGAGCAACACGUGGAGGAGGCACAGGUGGAGCAACAGGUGGGGGAGGCACAGGUGGAGCAACAGGUGGAGGAGGCUCAGGUGGAGCAACAGGUGGGGGAGGCACAGGUGGAGUACAAGUUGUAG